Messenger RNA from Fundulus heteroclitus (mummichog), 5868 nucleotides. RefSeq names its product cyclin-dependent kinase 6 (gene cdk6). Gene Ontology annotation, molecular function: cyclin binding; cyclin-dependent protein serine/threonine kinase activity; ATP binding. Bases 981 to 1958 code for a protein of 325 amino acids. Lineage: Eukaryota; Metazoa; Chordata; Actinopteri; Cyprinodontiformes; Fundulidae. The record is from RefSeq and is a predicted model, not a curated record. Gene Ontology annotation, cellular component: cytoplasm; nucleus; cyclin-dependent protein kinase holoenzyme complex. The transcript has 7 exons. Gene Ontology annotation, biological process: protein phosphorylation; cell dedifferentiation; signal transduction.
AAAAAAGAAAAAAAAGAAAGAUAAUAGUUGCGUGUAUUUGUGCAAAAUUUCUGUCUGACGCUAAAAAUAAAUACUUGACUGUCCAAUGACACCCCAGACCGUGACAAAGUGGUGUUUAAAAAUCUGUUAGAAUUUAGGCAAUUUUAUUAGGGUUAUAUUGGGGUCGCACGCACAAAUAAAUUAGAAAAAAUUCGAGGAAGCAAGGAGCGCUAAUGGAAACGUAAGUAAAACAAAGCAGACACGUUGUUUUAUGCAUUUAGAGGGGUUCGGGGCUGUAAAAGUGGGUUUUGGCGUGUUUUAAAUGGACUGUUGCUGUAGGAAGUUAAAACAAUGCAACACGUGCUCACAGUUUGGCUUCUCCUCAAACAGAAACUUCCACGAGCGGAUAUUUAACACUUCAAUUUCUAUCCGUUUUUAAACGCCGGACAGCCCCGUGUGUUGCAUUGCUUCUCAUUUUCUCUUAGUUUUCUAUAUAUUUUUUUUAAUUUGUUGUUCUAAGACGGCAAGUGAGCUCACAAAACUUCUGCAACGCUGCACGCGGCGUUAAUUGAUAAGUGCGCGAGGCAGUAUAUCUGACGCCAAACUAGCUUCGUGUGCGAGCUAGAUGCGAACGAUUACUAUUUAUUUUUAUUCUUAUUUUCUGUUAGUAGGAGGAUAUGGGUUGUAAUGCGUAACAGGAGGAGGAGUGGAAGCUGGGAGACGCUGCAGAGGGUCGCUUUCUUUCCUGAUAGCCCGCAUAAAAGCAUAAUGACAGUCCUGUUAAAGCCCACCUGGAGCUUGAUUUCACCAAGUAUGACCGAGAUGGUCUCUUCCUCCAUCUGUGUGUCUCUGUCGUCUAGGCAUUGCAUGUGCCAACUGUAUUCUGUGAGUAUGCCUUUGUGAAGCUCGUCACCCUCGCCGGGAUUCCCCGCAACAUUUUCAACAAGAGACAAGGGAAGGAGAAGAGGAAAGGAGAAAAAAAAAAAAAAAAAUCUGCAAAAAUGGACAAAGAAAGUGUCGGUACUCAAUACGAGCCUGUGGCCGAGAUUGGAGAGGGUGCGUACGGGAAAGUGUACAAGGCAAGGGAUUUGAAGAACGGGGGACGCUUUGUAGCCCUGAAAAGAGUUCGCGUCCAGACGGAGGAAGAGGGCAUGCCUCUCUCCACUAUCCGGGAGGUGGCGGUACUGAGGCAGCUGGAGGCCUUUGAGCACCCCAAUGUUGUCAGGUUGUUCGACGUUUGCACGGUCUCUCGGACUGACCGAGAAACCAAGCUCACCCUGGUGUUUGAGCACGUUGAUCAGGACCUGACAACAUACCUGGAGAAGGCUCCCGAUCCCGGGGUACCACCUGAGACCAUUAAGGAUAUGAUGUAUCAGCUGCUUCAGGGGCUGGACUUCCUUCAUUCGCACCGCGUGGUUCACCGUGACCUGAAACCCCAGAAUAUUCUGGUGACCAGUGAAGGUCAGAUUAAACUGGCAGACUUUGGUUUAGCCCGCAUCUACAGCUUCCAGAUGGCGCUUACAUCUGUGGUGGUGACGCUGUGGUACAGAGCUCCUGAAGUGCUGCUGCAGUCCAGCUACGCUACACCGGUGGACCUGUGGAGCGUUGGCUGCAUCUUCGCUGAAAUGUUCAGGAGAAGACCUCUUUUUCGGGGGAACUCUGAUGUGGAUCAGCUGGGGAAGAUCUUUGAUGUUGUCGGGGUACCUUCACCUGAAGACUGGCCUCAAGAAGUGGCCUUACCACAGAGUGCCUUCACACCCCGACCCCCUAAACCAAUAGAAAACCUGGUGCCAGACAUGGAUGCGGAAGGGCAAGCCCUGCUAAUGCAAUUUCUCACCUUCAACCCCUCCAGGAGAAUAUCAGCCUUCACUGCGUUGAGUCACCCCUACUUUCAGAGCGUGGACAGUCACAGCAGGAGCCUGUACGCUACCCAUUCAAUCCCCAGCAACAAGCCCACUAUUGAGGAGAGGACCGCCUGAUCGUCCUCCUUAACCUCCAGCUAUCCCAAACACAUAAGAAGUAUUUCCUCUACCCACCUUGUUUUGCCUGAUCUAUAGCAAGUCAAAACUCACAAAUUAAGCCUUUUGACACUGAACACAGUUGAGUGUGUAACUCUAAGAUACCGCUUGCAUCUCGGUGCAGCACUUUCAUCCUGUUAAUCAUAUCGUUGAUUUAGACACCAGCAUCUUAAAGUAUAGUUCAGCUUGUUAGUUUUGCACUGCUUGAAAACACUCCAACUAGGUUUAAUGUUUUCCUCUGAAGUUAUACCUAACUGAUUAGAUGUCGUCUCUUCAUAAAUUCUGAACAACCUGUUACAGAAACGUCAUUUCAACUACCAGCAUCUGGGUAUACAUAAGUUAGUGUACCAAAAGAAAGUUGACUUUUGUGAUCAUCUUGUGCUUAUUUUCUAAUCUUCAACAAGACAGCUAAAGUUUCUUGGUUUGCAAAAGCUCCCUUGUAGAUGCAAGUGCAUUUAAUUCAAGGAGAAAGAGCCCGACUCCCAUUGCCAACAGUGAUGACUUCCAUCUGAAGAUUCAUAGUCAAACCUUAAUUAGAGGGUGUUUCAUACAGUGGUUCUGAUGUGAACACAUCCCUGUUGAUAUUUCAGGUUUUUGGGAUGUAAAAAAGAAAAGCAUGAUAAAUCAUAGAAAAGAAGCACGACAUGUGUCCUGCACUACUCAAUGGGAAAACAAGAAAAGGUUUGACUAUAAAAAGUAGUUUUAAAAAGUCGGAGUAAUUCCGUUACAUAUGUGUGGACACCCUUAAACUAUUCUAACUUUGUUGAUUCCCUUUGAUCCAAUUUGAGCAGCCAGUCUUCUUUGGUAGGAGUGUAUUAGCAUCCCAUGUCUUAUCUUGGCAGUAUCUUUCCAUUCUGUCCAUUCAAAUGUUGUGAGAGGCACCCCACUGAAGGGCGCCGCCAUUUUUACAAUUAAUGACAGGAGUUCAUAUCGCAAGUUUUGGACAUUGUAGUAUGUGGAGACGGAGAGAAAAGUAAUGAAACCUAAGGUCAGUGGAUUUAACAUCUAAACCUAAUUUAAUGCCUGGGGUUUAUCCCCUCCCCUGAGGGCUAACCCUAACAUUGGUAGAUAAGAAACCUAAACCUAUGAUCAGUGGAUUUAAUAUGACUUCAUUAACUUCCUGUUGGGACCUACUUGCGGCGAUUUCAGGAGCGGCUUUAUUAUAAUUAAUUUUAUUUGUAUUCAAGCCACAAACAACAUGAAUGACAGUCAGAGGAAUAACCCUCAUCAUCAUCAGUUUCUAGCAGACACUUGAUACCUGUUUCCAGGAGCCACCAUGCGGUUUUAGUAAUGUCCCUUUGUUCCAUAUUUUUCUUUAAUCAGUUAGUGCAGACUGUCAUUACUGUCCAAUAAUGCCUACAUAAUACUGUGGGUUAUUUCUCCUGAGGGAGACAUCUUUGCGUUUAGAGCCAUUUGAUCUUUUCUAACCUCUCUGCAAACUAGGGCUUUAGUUACAGGACACCUGAAUUUUUUUCAGGUUUGUUAAGAUCACCAUAGGUGGUGGUAGAUGUGAACUUAAGAAAAUUAAGUGCUGAAACUAAAUCAAAAUAUGUUUCCAAAACUUAGUUUAAGUCUGUGCACAAUUUAUGCAAGAGAUUAUUGCAACUUUUUAAAUAUUUGUUCUUUUUCACCCUAGUAAAUGUUUUUCACUUGAAUUAUGCACGAGAAAUUUCAAUUUUAGAUUGUUUACACAAUGUUUAAACAAUGUUUUAUCAGGGUUUUAAGAGCCACUGUGUGUGCAUUCUGACUUUUUUUUAUUCUCAAUGUCAAAAGGCUCAAUUGUAGUUUUAUGUACUAUAUAAAUGUAUGUAAAACAUAAUGAAAUCAUUGGGGAGGAAAUACUUUUUAUGAUCAAUGUAAAACACUCCUGAAAGUACUCUCAAAAAGAUAAACAAGGGGGCGAAGAUGGUGUGAUGGCACAUCAUGCCCUUGAACAUGCACAAAAGCUGCCUUCCCAAGAACCAAUGGAUCGUAAUUGCUGCUUUUAGGUUGUGAAAUGUUAUCUGAAAAAAUACAAUUAUAGGCCUGCAUCUUAGCUCAACUCCUAGUUGAGAGGCCGGACAUAUUCUAGAGGCUGAAGCUUCAUUACGACCAGUGUUUAGACUUUUUGACUGGCCUCCUUGAUCUUGAGGACCAGACUGGGUCCGACGCGGACGGCGCGGAUCUCACCUGCCUUCAUGCUCUCCGUGGAAAGUGUGCCAGAAGAGGAUGAACGAUGGGAGCACACUGGCAAAAUGCUCAACCCAAGCAUGCUCAUGUACCUAUAAAGUCACAUGGAAUCACAAGCCAGCCUCUCACUGCCAUGUUCCUUACCGUUCUAAUGUUAACCAACACGUUGCUGCCAUCUUGUGGAUAUCUAUAGUAACUGCAGACAAACCAGUAGCGGGAUUCUAAUGGUUUACUGCACUCGUCAAGAACUCACUGGGCUGAUCAUAACGGUGCUGAGACAAUGAAAACUGAUCCUGCCACUUACUUUAAGACGUUUUUUUUUUUUUAAAUAGACUAUUUUUUUCUGCUUAUGUGGGAUUUUAUCAUGAAAUUCACUUAUUUACAAUCUAAAUGAUAGUGAAAUGCACAGAGUUGCUUUCUGUGUAUAAAGUCCCACCAGCACUAUUCAUCAUGAAAACAUUCGGCAAAGUGUUAUCAAAAUAUUUUGUAUUUAAUUCUAAUUUUAUUGACAAGUCUUAUAUGCUUUUUUUUUACUGGAUUUUAUGGGUUUAUCUUUCGUAAUGAGCUGGGCAUACGAUAUUCUUACGUCAAGUGCACAAACUCUGCGCGAUCAGAGUUUCUGCGUGUAAGACGUUUAAAAGCUAGGUGUUGGUACUGUACAGUGUAUUCAGCUAGAUGAAACGACAGAAUCUGUUGCUAAAGCACAUCGAUAUGUCAUAAAAGUGGCUAGACGUAGAGUAGAUGAAGGUCAGUGGAAAGUUGUUCGAAAGUGUUUUCUUGAAAAUGUUUGGUGGAAUUUGCUGUGGACUGAUCAUGGCGAUGAAUUUUACAGUAGUUUUGAUGAGAAAAUGAUACCUUUUUUAUGUUUUUGCUUUAUACGUUAAUGUGCCGUUGCAGUUUUUUUGUUUUUUUUUUGUUUAUGUUUCAAUUUGUUUUAUUUUUUGUGAAUGAGCAAAAAAGAGGCGACUUAUGCAGAGCUGUAUUUUUGUAUUUUCUACUUCUUGCAGAACAGUAACAAUUUAACACUGGUUGGUUUAUGUUUUUCCUAACAGGUAGUGCUACUAGCGCACACACAGAAACACACACUCAUUUUUCAACUCUCUCAGGUUUUUGUCUGGAUGUCCAAACCCCUUGGGCACAGUUUGCACAUCUCUUGGCCUACCAAGUGACCAUAUAACGACUUCUUCAGGUUUCCUAUCAAGCUGUCUCAUAAUGGUGUCUUUAAUUACAUUUAUAGUCUGUUAAGACUAUUAAUCAAUUAUUUUACUGUAGUAAUUUCUGUUUGAAAUAGACUAUUAACAUCAGCAACAUUUAUUUGUUGAAAGGCAAGCAAAAUAGGUCUGCUUAACUAAACACUGUGUGCAUUUUCCAUUUGAUUGUAAGGUUUAUAAUGUAAGUGGUCCAUAUUAAAACUGCAUAAUUAUAAAGCUAUAAUUACUUUAGAAAUAGUGUUUUUUUUAAUUGAACUAAUGGCAGUUUUAGUCAAAGUUAAUGCAAUCAUUUCUAAGACUUGCCAUCUUGUAACACAUUUCAGUCUCAUGUCAGCCGUUCGUUUUUUUUGUAAGCGGUUUUACAGUUUAAAGUUAUUAGACAUAAAUUAAUCCAUCAUAUCAGUCAGAUUGGCAUCCAUAAUGUAUGAAUGCAUUUGAUGUCAUAAUAUGUUGCACCAGCUGAAUAAAAUGCAAGAAUUUGCAAAUGUUUU